Messenger RNA from Gracilinanus agilis (Agile Gracile Mouse Opossum), 1443 nucleotides. RefSeq names its product cysteine rich secretory protein LCCL domain containing 2 (gene CRISPLD2). The coding region runs from base 1 to 1443 and encodes 480 amino acids. The transcript has 13 exons. NCBI's taxonomy places the organism in Eukaryota, Metazoa, Chordata, Mammalia, Didelphimorphia, Didelphidae. The record is from RefSeq and is a predicted model, not a curated record. Gene Ontology annotation, cellular component: extracellular region.
AUGAGUCCCACCCUGGCUUGUAUUGUCCCCCUGGGAUUAGCAUUUUUAAUAUGUCAAACGCAGGGUUUUUUCCUGCCUAAUGCCACUCAUUUGGAGAAGCUUCUGAGUAAAUACCAGAACGACCAGCCUCAUUCCAGAAGCAAGAGAGCCAUCCCCAGGGCAGACAGGGAAGAGAUACUAAUGCUUCACAACAAACUGAGAGGUCAGGUCUACCCAUCAGCCUCCAAUAUGGAAUACAUGACCUGGGAUGAUGAGUUGGAAAAGUCAGCAACGGCCUGGGCCCAGGAAUGUAUCUGGGAACAUGGACCUGCCACCCUCCUUGUGUCCAUUGGUCAGAAUCUGGCAGUCCACUGGGGCAGGUAUCGUUCUCCAGCCUUCCAUGUCCAGUCAUGGUAUGAUGAAGUAAAAGAUUAUACAUAUCCUUACCCUCAUGAAUGUAACCCUUGGUGUCCGGAGAGAUGUUCAGGGCCUAUGUGCACCCAUUACACCCAGAUAGUUUGGGCAACUACCAACAAGGUCGGAUGUGCUGUGAAUACAUGCAGAAGGAUCAAUGUCUGGGGAGACGUAUGGGAGAAUGCAGUCUAUCUCGUCUGCAAUUAUUCUCCAAAGGGAAAUUGGAUUGGAGAAGCUCCAUAUAGAAAUGGCCGGCCUUGCUCUGAAUGUCCACCCAGUUACGGUGGAGGCUGCAGGAAUAACCUCUGUUAUCGAGAUGAGACUUAUGCUCAGAAGCCUGAGACCGAUGAGACGAACGAGGUGGAAAUGUCUCAGAUUCCUGAGGAGAAGCACGUAUGGAUCCAACCGAGGGUAACCAAACCCACCAAGACCAAGAAAACCACCACAGACAAUUAUAUGACACAAAUCAUCAAAUGUGAGACCAAAAUGAGGGACAAGUGUAAAGGGUCCACGUGCAACAGGUAUCAGUGCCCAGCAGGCUGUUUCAACAACAAGGCGAAAAUUUUUGGAACUCUUUUUUAUGAAAGCUCCUCUAGCAUAUGCCGGGCUGCCAUCCAUUUCGGUGUCAUAGACGAUAAAGGAGGUCUGGUUGACAUCACCAGGAAUGGGAGGGUCCCCUUUUUUGUGCGUUCUGAAAGGAAUGGUAUUGCAUCUUUAAGUAAAUACAAGGCUUCUAACUCAUUCAUGGUUUCCAAAGUAACAGUGCAGGACCUGGAUUGUUAUAGCACCGUUGCUGAGCUGUGUCAGUUUGAGAAGCCAACAAAACACUGCCCAAGAAUUCGUUGUCCAGCCCACUGUAAGAAUGAGCCGUCAUACUGGGCUCCAGUGUAUGGGACCAACAUUUAUGCAGACACUUCGAGUAUCUGCAGGACAGCAGUACAUGCUGGAGCCAUCAAAGAUGAAACUGGAGGUUAUGUGGAUGUGAUGCCCGUAGAUAAGAAGAAGAUUUAUGUUGGUUCGCUCAGGAAUGGGAUUCAGUCUGAAAGGUAG